UCUUGAGUGUGAGGAAGAGUAGAGAGAAAAGUACGUAUUUUGCAGAAACGCAAGAAAAACGGCCUGUACACUCGGUGAAACGUUUUCUUGCGCGUUUCCAAGUCAAAACCGAACCGCAUUUAUCGCGAAAAGAAACGAGGACAGUGACAUAGAGCACAGGCGGAAGCGAAGUACUACAACUAGAAAAUACGCUGGUGUCGUAAAGCAAUAGCGGCAACAAACGAUCGGCGGAAAACGUAGUGCAAAUAAACGAGCCCAGCGGGAUCCUUUGCGAGUGUUGACACAUCGUACACACAUUCCCACCGUCGAGCAGACCGUCGUAAAUAGCUUGCACUUGCUGCACCACAACUUUUAUUAGAUCGUACCUGUACUCGAGUUCUAUUGCGUACCUCUGCGUUUGUGUUUGUGUGAUUGUUGGUGUGAAAGUGCGUGUGUGUUUGUGUGAGCCUGCUUGUGUGUACUUGGCUAAUCAUCAUCUCGGCAGAGUCUGUGAUACGGAAGUGACGCAUACAGUAUGACGGAACAACAAAUGGAUUGCGCGCUGGAUCUGAUGCGGCGCCUUCCUCCUCAACAGAUCGAAAAGAAUUUGAUCGAUCUGAUCGACCUGGCGCCAGCCCUGUGCGAGGACCUGCUAACAUCCGUCGAUCAGCCGUUGAAAAUCGCAAAGGAUAAGGAAACGGGAAAGGAUUACUUGCUGUGCGAUUACAAUCGCGACGGUGACUCGUACCGCUCGCCUUGGUCCAACACCUACGACCCCCCGUUGGAGGAUGGUUCGAUGCCAUCGGAGCGGCUGCGCAAGCUGGAGGUCGAAGCCAACCUCGCCUUCGACCAGUACCGGGAGAUGUAUUACGAGGGAGGGGUAUCGUCGGCUUACCUGUGGGAUCUAGAUCACGGUUUCGCCGGUGUAAUUCUGAUCAAAAAGGCUGGCGAGGGCACCCAGAAAACGAAGGGUUGCUGGGACUCGAUUCAUGUGGUUGAGGUACAGGAAAAGAGUUCGGGUCGAACGGCUCACUACAAGCUAACAUCUACCGCCAUGCUGUGGCUCCAGACAAACAAACAGGGAUCCGGAACGAUCAACCUGGGAGGAAGCCUUACCAGACAGAUUGAGCAAGAUGCUCCUGUGAGCGAAUCCAGUCCGCAUAUUGCCAACAUCGGGCGAAUCGUCGAAGAUAUGGAGAAUAAGAUAAGAAAUACGCUGAACGAGAUUUACUUCGGCAAAACGAAGGACAUCGUCAAUGGGCUGCGGAGUAUUCAAUCGCUGGCCGAUACGAACCAACAGGCCACGCUGAAGAAAGAUUUGGCAGCUGCACUAUUGCGGCGAACUGGCAAAAGCGAGAACUGAGCUGUUAAAUCGUGUUAUUCUCCGCCCGCUACUCUACCAGCAGCACACCAUCACCAUCGGCCGACACCAUCAUCGCCUUCAUCGAAUCAUCGGCAUCGUAACAUUUUAUGUUUUUUCUUGCGCAUAUUAGUACUCCAUCGAAACACGAAAUCACAUCUUUUUUUAGGUAGCCAGAUAUAACAAGAAGUUAGUUCCGAGUAAUAACCAGCUAUAAGGAAUAACCGUGUACGUUACAGCGUUUGAUGCUUUCAUUACCAUGUUUGUUUGCAGCACAGCAGAACAUCGCCCCAUGAAACAGUAUUGUUGCUCACCAGCCUAGUUCAAUUCAUUGGUCGCACAAUAUUCGUCAAGUGCCCAGCUCAACUGACAGGAAUAAUUCAGAAUAUAAAAAGGGUUGGCUGCGUGCAUACAUACUACCACCGUCGGUAAUUGGAAAAGCUAAAGCUGGCAAAUAUCGAUUGAAACGGUCCGGCCGUGCAGCGAUUUAUCUUUUACCUUUCCCGGCGGAGCUCUGGCCUUUAUCCUUUAUGCGUUAUUCUGACCAAUCGCUUGCUUCGAUCCAUAUACUCCUUACGUUACAAAUGUAGAGAGGUACAACGCAUCGAUCAAUGGGUCCUUAUUGAAUGAAACUUGUUGUUAUAAUAUCUUUUUUUUUUUUCAUUUUUUUUUGUCUUCUAACAUUUUCUAACGUGUCGAUUCUUUUUUUUAUCGCCAAACCUAGCUCGCUUCCAAUGGUAUAUUUUUUAUAGUUUAGUUCGUGGUAGAUUGAAUUGUAACAGGCUACGGAAACAAUUUCUGCGGAUAACGGAUCCACUGCUUUGUUGGUCUUUUCGAAGAAAUGCCUUCUAAAAUUAGAGAAGACAAAUCAAACAAGAAAUGUUAACCGGCAAAGGAGCGGUCGACUGCUACUGCGGAAGAAAGUGGAGAAGAAAAUAAUUUUUAUAUUUAAACGAAACGUGCGGAAGCUGUAGUAGAGAAUCACUACGCGUCAAAACAAAUAUAAUUAAA
This is a messenger RNA of Anopheles coustani, 2350 nucleotides long. It is a transcript of the gene cpb, whose product is annotated as F-actin-capping protein subunit beta. Gene Ontology annotation, cellular component: F-actin capping protein complex; cytoplasm. The record is from RefSeq and is a predicted model, not a curated record. Gene Ontology annotation, molecular function: actin filament binding. Lineage: Eukaryota; Metazoa; Arthropoda; Insecta; Diptera; Culicidae. Gene Ontology annotation, biological process: cell morphogenesis; negative regulation of filopodium assembly; actin cytoskeleton organization. The transcript is spliced from 4 exons. The coding region runs from base 515 to 1342 and encodes 275 amino acids.